AUAAUAUAGUAUAUAUAUUGACACUCUUCCAUGCUCUGCCCUGCCACUCUGCUCAUUGUUCCUGUAGCAGUGUGUGCUGGCAGUGCUUUAUGGUUGUCUUCCACCAUAGUUAAAAUGCUAAUAUUUCCCAAGGUGAAUAAGCUGCUGUGAUAUUUAAUAUAGUUAAUAUAUUGACUGUUUUAAAAUAAAGCCAUAAAGCCUCCAGCUGGAAGCAGGAAGUAGAUCAAAAGGCUCCCGUAAUGGGUUCAGCUCUCUGAUUGGCUAAUCAUGUCUCUUUGUUGCAGUCAUUAUUUUGCUCAACUUUUAAUUUCUUCCUCCUAAGGAUCAUUGAGCAAGGCAAUUACAUGGAGCUGACCUUGUGUAUUAGGGCCGGGGAGGAGGACAGGAAAGAUGUCCCAUCACCUCUCUUUCUUUUUUAAUUUCUUCCACAACAAUAUAAAAAGUGUGGCGUCAGAGCCUCCAUCACUAUUUCCCUCUUCUCUGUGGCUGAAAAUGAGAGUCAACGGAAUAUUAAGUCCCUUGCAUUUGAAUAAACACGUCGUGUGUUAAAUCAAAAUCCAAUUCUGUGGUCUAUUAUUUUCUGGCAUAGUAAUGACUGCCAAGGAUUAGGAAUCAAUAUUUCACUGCAGCGGGGACAUUACCGGCUUUAUUCAGGCCGUAAUUGAGUUUUGAGGAGAGGCCCUGCCCUGGAAUCUGCAUUCAAGAUAAGGGCCCCUUUCAUGUGGACGCACAAGUAAAGCUAGAGCGAGGCGACCCGCCAGCUAGGCCUACUGUCACUCCGCUGCACUCAGUUAGCACGGAUUCUAGCUAUCAUGACUCGGACCCGGCUGUAGUAACUGUUGUCAACCUACCUGUACACCUGCACCUGCUUCAGGCAGGUAUUUCACCUGCUAGCCUGCAGAGCAGCUAACACUUCACUUAUUUCACUGCUGUGUGGAUGGAAACAAGUUCACGUCAUAAGGUCUGCGAGCCGGUUCCGCGACUAUUCCCGCCCUCUGGUUCUCCUCGUGCUCGGAUAGCAAAGUGGCCCAGACCGCACGCUCCGCGCGCGCGGCCCCGAGAUAAUAGACCAUUAGUGGAAGUGGGAUUAAUUUGUAGCCAAUUACAACCCGCAGAGUUGAAUAGGAAUGCAUAAAUAAGGAGGGAGACGGACACACACACACACACACACACACACACACACACACACAGCAUGUGAGUAGGGUGUAUGAUAGAGGGUCCUCGAGGGGCCGGCUAAAAACCAAAAAAGGCGUUGGAAGCUGAAGGAGAGAGAGGGAGAGGGAGGGAGAGAAAAGAUGGUGAUGAGAGAGGGGGCUUCACUUAACUAAUGGGGAGAGAGGGACAGCGAGAGAGAAAGAGAGAAAGAGAGAGGGGGCGCGAGCUAGUUUGAACUAUUGGAGAGAUAUAUCAGCGUCCGUCCCGCCUUCAACUCCUGUCAGGCUUCCGGAGCGCGCACCCACCGGUGAGCAGACGGAGCGCGCGAGGCUGGAGGUCGGGACGCCAGCGCUGUUUGUGAGUGUGCCGACACGGGAGGACGGCGCCGGAGGCUACCAGGCAGGCAGAGGCGUUGUGCUGCCGCGCUGGAUGCGCACGAAGAAGGGAAGGAGCCGCAGAAAAGAAGACAGAGAAGAAGUUUCAACUUUGACGGCACCACGGCCGGUAGUCCAGAUAAAACUGUCCAGACUCUCACCCAUGGAAAACUUUAACGGGCUGGAAACAUCACCUCACACUGGAUGCUGAUGGACUCGUGAACCGGCCUGCGGUGUGAAGUUACUGUUCUGACAUGAACAGGCCUAUCAUACAGUCCCGUUAAAACGGUUUGGUCUGAGUCAUUUUUCACCGCUCCUGCAUUUUAAUCCGGAUUCUUAAUAGGCCUUUAUGGGAAAGGGAGAGUAAAGUGAUGAACCGGGACAGAGCGGUACCGGGGCCCGGAGCGGACGGGGUCCAGACCGUGAUCAGCCGGGACAGAGCCGUAGCAGGGCCCGUGGCGGACACGGUCCAUCCCGUGAUGAGUCGGGACAGAGCGGUACCGGUGCCCGGCGGGGACGGGGUCCAGACCGUGGUGGGCCCAGACAGCGGAGAUAUGCUGGACGGAGGUGCUGCCGGGGAGAAGCGGCUCUUCUCCAGCGCGGGGGCCGGAGGCAGAGAUGCUCAGGCCAUGGAGAACCACUCGGAACCUCCGCCGACGAACCCGGUGUUAGCCCCGCCACAGCAGGGCCCUACCGGGCACCGGACCACCUCUUUCUCCGUACUGGACAUCCUGGACCCCAACAAGUUCACGAGCAGCCGGCGACACCAGCAGCAGCAGCACGCGAACCACCGGGGAGAGCGCGAGCUGAGCGCGUACGGGGCAGAGAACCGGAGAGGAGGAACGGGGGAGCGCGAGCCCGGCCUGGAGCCCAGCAAAGGCCGCUACGGUGCGGAGGAAUACCAGAGCAAGGAAGGCUUUGUAUACAGAAGCCCGGAUGAGGAUGACUACCACAGAUCCGGGACCCCAGAUUCAGAGGCUCCGGACGGGCCCUACAGCAGCGAGGAGAGCAGCUCAGCUCUGCCCAGUAAUGGAGAAAGAGAUCUGGGCCAGCACAGCCACCAGGACCCCGGCAGAGACGCCGCGAGCCCCGGGGGAGGCCCUGCAGGCCAGAUCACCAACGUCCAGUCCAGCGGGGGCCAGGGCCCGCAGGGCAAGCCCAAGAGGAAACGCUCUGGCUCGGACUCCAAGUCGGGGAAGCCCCGUAGAGCCCGGACUGCCUUCACCUACGAGCAGCUGGUGGCGCUGGAGAACAAGUUCAAGUCCACGCGCUACCUGUCAGUGUGUGAGCGGCUCAACCUGGCCCUGUCGCUUUCCCUCACUGAGACCCAGGUCAAGAUCUGGUUCCAGAACCGCCGGACCAAGUGGAAGAAACAGAACCCCGGAGCCGACACCUCCGCCCCCACCGGUGCAGGAGGAGCGGGAGGAGCAGGAGGUACGGGAGGAGCAGGAGGAGGCCUGGGGAGCCUCAGCCCCCUCAGCCCAUCGCCUCCAAUCAGCGGGCACCUGGCCAUGCACGCUGGCUACGCCGGCCACCACCACCCCCCCGCCGGCAGCCUGGUCCAGCUGCCUUUCCUCACCGCCAGCCACGUCCUGUCCCCCUUUAUGCUGGGGACACAGAGCUACGCUGCACCCGCCUUCUACAGCACACACCUGUAGACACACACACACACACACACCCCCCCGACAGGUUCAUCCUCAGAAGCCCACUCUGAGCCCAGAGAGACGGGAAUGUAUGAAUGAACUGCAGCACAGCAGACAGACUGUCAGCGUUCAGCUCUCCUUUUUACUACCAACAUUUGAAGGCUUUAAUUUCAACGGAUUAUUUUGAUAGAAUGUGAAUAUCUACCAGAAACUGUACAUAAAUCUAUGUUCUAGCUCCCUAUUCCGAAUGCUGUUUUAAACUACGUAAUAGACAAAUAGUUGAUUUCUUUGUUUCUAAAAAAAAAGUCUGUAUGAAUAUUGAACGUUUAUUUAUAACUUAAGGAAUGGCUUGAUCUGUUGUCAGUACUGUGUAACUCCAGCUGUGAUUGUUUUCAUUUCUGUUAUUUAUUGAAUUUGUUGACAGUUUCCAUAAAAUCCUUGGAUGUACUGAAUCCUCAACUCAACAUGAUAUGGUCCUUUGAUAUUAAAACAAUGCCAAUUAAACACUGAAAACUAG
Messenger RNA from Siniperca chuatsi (mandarin fish), 3689 nucleotides. RefSeq names its product NK1 transcription factor related 2-like,b (gene nkx1-2b). Gene Ontology annotation, molecular function: DNA-binding transcription factor activity, RNA polymerase II-specific; RNA polymerase II cis-regulatory region sequence-specific DNA binding. Gene Ontology annotation, cellular component: nucleus. NCBI's taxonomy places the organism in Eukaryota, Metazoa, Chordata, Actinopteri, Centrarchiformes, Sinipercidae. The record is from RefSeq and is a predicted model, not a curated record. The transcript is spliced from 3 exons. Bases 1901 to 3187 code for a protein of 428 amino acids. Gene Ontology annotation, biological process: regulation of transcription by RNA polymerase II; cell differentiation.